Molecule: messenger RNA, 1579 nt
Organism: Spea bombifrons (plains spadefoot toad)
Lineage: Eukaryota; Metazoa; Chordata; Amphibia; Anura; Pelobatidae
Product: keratin, type I cytoskeletal 12-like
Exons: 8
Coding region: 104-1387 (427 amino acids)
Molecular function (GO): structural molecule activity
Source: RefSeq, a predicted model, not a curated record
UCUUAACACAUCUUCUCCCUCCCUUACGAUAUUGACGUGACACUGAGGUGUCUGGAAGAAACAUAUUUCACAUCAACUUUGCUGGAGGAUCUUGUUCGGAAUCAUGUCUUACUCCAGCAGCCUCCAGACCAAACAAACCAUCCAGACGCGUCAGAGCAGUGGCCGUAACAGCACCUACGGAGGUUUCAGCAGUGGCUCCCUGUCCAGCUCUGGUUUGGGUGGAGGUUUCUCAACCCAAAUUGCCAACUUCAACUAUGGAAGCUCUGGCUUUGGUGGGAGUGAUGGCCUUCUCGCUGGAGGGGAGAAGCACACCAUGCAGAACCUGAACGACCGUCUGGCCAGCUAUCUUGAAAAGGUUCGGGCAUUGGAACUGGCCAACAGCGAUCUGGAGAAGAAAAUAAGGGAAUGGUAUGAAAGUCAAAGUGCGCUCAACAAUAGUCAAAGCCGGGAUUACACCAAGUACUACCAGAUUAUUGAAGAUCUAAAGAACAAGAUCAUUGUUAGCUCCACUGACAACGCACGGGUGGUCUUGCAGAUUGACAAUGCCAGGUUGGCAGCUGAUGACUUCAGGAUGAAGUAUGAGAACGAGCUUGCCAUGCGUCAGAACGUUGAGGCCGACAUCAACGGCCUCCGCCGUGUCCUGGAUGAACUGACCCUCGCUAGAUCAGACCUGGAGCUGCAAGUGGAAUCUCUUAGCGAAGAGCUGGCCUUCCUUAAGAAGAACCAUCUGGAGGAGAUGAAUUCCUUUAAAGGCAGCACUGGCCAAGUCAGUGUUGAGAUGGAUGCAGCUCCAGCAGUUGAUCUCACCGUGCUUCUAAACAACAUGAGAGCAGAGUAUGAGGGCCUGGCCGAGAAGAACCGCAAAGAAGCUGAAGAAUGGUUCCUGAAGAAGAGCAGUGAGCUGAAAAAGGAGAUUUCUGUAGGUGUUCAAGAAGUUCAGUCUAGCCGUUCAGAGAUCUCCGAUCUCAAACGCACCCUGCAGAGCCUAGAGAUUGAGUUGCAGGCUCAGAUUUCCAUGAAAAACUCCCUUGAAGGAACCUUGGCAGAGACAGAAGGCCGUUAUUGUGUACAGCUAAGCCAUAUCCAGACACAGAUCUCCAGCAUUGAAGAACAGCUACAACAGGUCAGAAUAGACAUGGAAAGACAGAGCUCAGAGUAUAAGAGGCUGCUGGACAUCAAGACCAGGCUGGAGAUGGAAAUCGAGACUUACAGACGUCUGCUGGAAGGAGAGCUUGGACAAAUCCAGCAAAUAAAGUCACAGGCAUCAUCAGUAGAUUCCAAGAAAGAUCCAACAAAAACGAGAAAAGUCAAGACAAUUGUCGAAGAGGUGGUCGACGGGAAAGUCGUCUCUUCCAGCGUCCAGGAAAUUGAAGAGAAGAUGAAUUAAAAAAAAAUAUUUGAGAAUGUAAUACGCUGAAAAUCUUGGCUCGACUUAAAACCACAAUAAAUGUAUUUGGAGGAAACAGAAGUUAGCUCUCGGAUAUGUAUUUUUUAUGUUGCAUAGGAAAAGGGUAAACAAUUGUAAUGGAAAAAUCAGAAUUUACUUUAAAUAUGUAAAGCCGAAGAAUACCAACUAAAA